Messenger RNA from Biomphalaria glabrata, 7647 nucleotides. RefSeq names its product disheveled-associated activator of morphogenesis 1-like. Gene Ontology annotation, biological process: positive regulation of actin filament polymerization; actin cytoskeleton organization. NCBI's taxonomy places the organism in Eukaryota, Metazoa, Mollusca, Gastropoda, Planorbidae. The coding region runs from base 171 to 3413 and encodes 1080 amino acids. The transcript has 27 exons. The record is from RefSeq and is a predicted model, not a curated record. Gene Ontology annotation, molecular function: actin binding; small GTPase binding.
CGUAUCGACGAGUCGCAGCAGACGCGUGGAUGCGGCUUUCCAACAGUAGAACUCAGGCUGUGAUGCAAUUCAUUAACAAAUGUUGGAAGUUCAGAUGCGCCGGCGAUGUGAAUUUGUCAUUUUCUAAUUUUGGAUAUGUUAAAUUAAUUUAUUUCAGGGAUCACUAGGUUAUGCCUGCCCGGCAGGGCUUGUGCUGGUGUCUCGGGGGUAGCCCCCGGCCCCCAGAAAUAAAGCAUGGGCUGGACAUCGCCGCCCCGCUGCAGCCAGUGCUGCUGGACAUACCGAUGCCGACGGACGAAGCCGAGCUGAACACACGAUUUGAGGAGCUAGUGGCUGAGCUUGGACUUGACAAGACACACAGGGAUGCGCUGUACGGUCUACCCGCGGAGAAGAAAUGGCAGAUUUACUGCAGCAAGAAGAUGGAUGUUGGCACAAGUAAACAGAAUACUGCAGACUAUUACAUCGAGAGAAUGUGUAACAUCAACUCACAAAACUGGUCUGGCCUUAGUGAAGACGAUAUCAAUUCCCAUGUUAAUCUUGUGGAAAACUUGAAAACAGCUCUGAGAACCCAGACAUUAAGUUUUGUUGUGUCAUUUAUUGAAAAGUCUGGUCUUCAGUGCCUUCUGGACUUCUUAUCUAAAAUGGAGUACGAAACUUCAGAAGGACCUUUACACACAGCCAUAAUUGGUUGUAUUAAAGCCCUGAUGAAUAAUUCGCAAGGUAGAGCCCAUGUGUUAGCCCAUCCAGAUUGCAUCAACAUAAUAGCUCAAAGCUUGGCAGUGGAGAACAUAAAAACAAAGAUAGCAGUAUUAGAAAUUCUGGGUGCCAUUUGUCUUGUGCCAGGGGGUCACAAAAAGGUUCUGAAUGCCAUGUUACAUUUCCAGAAGUAUGCUGGAGAAAGGACUCGCUUUCAGUUAUUGAUGUAUGAUUUAGACAGAAGUACUGGGAAAUAUAAAGAAGAGGUGGCCUUAAAAACUGCAGUCAUGUCUUUUAUCAAUGCGGCACUCAAAUAUGGAGCUGGUCAGGAUCAUCUUGAGUUUCGCUUACAUCUUCGCUAUGAGUUUCUCAUGCUGGGUAUAGUUCCUAUCAUGACUAAAAUGAGAGCUCAUGGAAACACAACAUUAGACAGGCAUUUAGAUUUUUUCGAAAUGGUUCGCAAUGAAGAUGAAAAAGAGUUUGCCAAGAGAUUCGAUGGUGUUCAUAUAGACUCAAAAAGUGCCACUGCAAUGUUUGAUGUUAUUAGAAAAAAGCUGCACUUGUCCACAGCCUACCCCAACCUCUUGUCUAUCUUGCAUCACAUGCUCUUGAUUCCGUAUGGUAAGAAUGAUGUGUUACAAGUCUGGCCUCUGGUAGAUAAAAUAAUUCAACAGAUCGUAUUACAGCUCAAGAAAGGAGAAGAUCCUGAUGGUGCUCCACUAGAAGAGAUAAAUGUCAAACAGUUAAUUAGACAGCUAGCCAAUGAUACAGAUGUCAAAAGUUUUCAAACCAAACUGAGAGAAGCGGAAAAGUCAGCAGAUGAACUUCAAGCCAAACUGGCAAAGAAAGAAAGAGAGUGUGAAGUCAGGGUAGAAGAAAAGGAAGAGCUGAUGGCAACUAUGAACUUGAUGAAAUCAAAACUAGAGAAAGAAGUGGCAGCACAUGCAGAGACCAGAAGUCAGUUGCAAGAUCUUUUAUCUCGAGUAGAGGAAAUCAGAUCCCAAUUGGACACAGAGAGAGGAGAGAAACAAAAAUUACAACAUUUGGUACAGAGCGGAAGUUUGCCAGAUGAUGCCAAGAUGGGACUCACUAAUGCAGCUUCUGCCAUCAUUUCCAGCAUUGAGUCUAAAAACAAAGAUCUGCAUUCCUUUAUGCCACCUCCCCCUCCCCCGCCACCUGGCAUGCCUGCUCCACCCCCACCCCCAGCUCCUGGAGCACCAACAGGCCUGCACUAUGGCAUGAAUGGCAGUGUAAAUUCCAGCUAUUCUGCCAAAUUCAAAGGCAACCCAAAGCCCAAUGCACCAAUGAAAUCUUUCAACUGGACCAAAAUCUCAGAAAAUCAAAUCUCAGGCAGUAUAUGGAAUGAUCUGAACCAUGCAAAGAUGUAUGCUAGUUUAGAUCUUGAAGAGUUCCAGAGAACUUUCUCAGCCUAUCAGAAACCUGUUACAGAGGAAGGGGAAGAAGACUCAAAGAGCACCAAGUCCAAGACUCAGGUUUUAACUGUCAUUGAUGGAAGAAGAAGUCAGAACUGUACAAUCUUGUUGUCCAAACUGAAGCUGACCAAUGAGGAACUGGCCCGUGCCAUCAUGAAUGUGGAUGAAGGAGAGGACCUUCCUAAAGAUAUGGUGGAGCAGCUUUUGAAGUUUGUACCAACUGCUGAAGAAGUUCAGUUGCUGUCUGAGUAUGCUCAUGAAAUAGAAAAUAUGGCCAGAGCAGACAGGUUUCUCUUUGAGAUGAGCAAAAUAAUUCACUAUGAAGAGAGAUUAAAAGCACUGUACUUUAAGAAAAAGUUUCAAGAAAGAAAAGUGGACUGCAAACAGAGAAUUGAUGCUGUUUUUGAGGCCAGUAAGGAAGUAUUUAGAAGUAGAAGAUUCAAGAAACUUCUGGAACUAGUUCUUGCAUUGGGGAACUUUAUGAACAAAGGACAGAGGGGUAAUGCUUUAGGAUUCAAGAUCUCUAGUCUGGGUAAAAUGAUGGACACCAAAGCAAGCACCAACAAAAACAUGACACUCUUGCAUUACAUUGUGGAGCUGAUUGAGAAAAAGUUUCCAGAUCUGAUUAAACUAGAAGAAGAUAUACCUCACAUCCAUGACGCAGCUAAAGUUAAUUUUACAGAUCUGGAUAAGGAAAUCACAAACUUAAGGAAAGGAUUACAAAAUAUUGAAAAAGAAGUUGAGUUUUUUGAGAAGAAGUUUAGCAUCAGUAGUCAAGACAAGUUUGUGACUGUGAUGAAAGAUUUCUGUACAGUAGCGGCCUAUAACUUUACUUCAGUGGAAGAUUCCUGUAAUGAGAUGAGACUCAAGUUUGAGACUAUUGUGAAAACAUUUUGUGAAGACCCGAAACAAGCUCAGCCUGAAGAAUUUUUUGGUUCUAUUGAUACUUUUAUCAUUGGGAUGAAUGAUGCCAGACACGAGAAUGAAAAGUUCAAGAAACAGAAAGAGGAAGAAGAGAAAAGAAAACUCUUGGAAGAACAGUUGAAAAAAGAAAGAGAAAAACGUAUCAUGUUGAGGAGAGGCAGCAAUCUGACAGACAAGAAGAUUGGAGGUGUCGCAGUGGAAAAUGGAGAUAAAGGUGAAUUUGAUGAUCUGAUCUCAGCCUUGAGAACUGGAGAUGUGUUUGGAGAAGAUAUGGCCAAACUGGCAAAGAGGAACAGAAAGAGAGUCAACAAUGCUGUGGAUUUUGCCAGGGAAAGACAAGGGAGUGUGACUACAUCAUAAAUAUAUUACAUAUAUACAUUAUGUUACAUAAAUGAAACUACAGUCCAAGAAAUAACUUUCCAAGUUACUUUUUUAAAAAGUAAAGUAUGAUGAAUUCCAGAUCUUCAUAAUAUCAUGAAUGAAUGUGUUUGUUUUAAAACUGCAGUUUGUAACUGUUCAUAGUAAACUGCACCAAUGACAUUUGGAAUCUCUCACAACUAAGUGUUGACAUUCAUACAAAUUUGUUGCUCUUUGUUAUCAAUGACUUCAUUUUAAAAUUAUUUUCAACACAUUUUAUGUAAUCAUUAUUAUGGUAUUUUGUAUUUUUAUAAGCUAGAGAUCAACUGAAGUUUUUUUUUUUGCUUAAGGAAUAGUCUGAUUAACAUACUUCUGAAUAUUUCUAUAUUUAGAAAUUUAAAAAACUUCAUUCUGAAACUAGUUUUUAGAGAUAUAAUUAUAUUAAACACUUCAUUUCUUUACAUAAUGUGUUCAAUUUUAAGUUGUAUUUCCAUCAUGAAAGAACCCAAACAUAGCGUUGUGUCCAUGCUUAUAGUUGACAGCUUAUCACCUCACAUCUUUGUGCAAUAUACUUUGUUCUUGUAUUUUGUAUUACUGUAUAGGAAUUCUGAUUCCAGUGUACCAGUAUGUAUAAAAUAUUUGAUUUCUUGAAACAUACAUCUGUAAAUAAAUAUUUGGAUUGUGCCACAGUGAAUGUAAAUGUGAGUGUAAAUGUGUAAACCACAACUUUAUGACAUUUUGUAAACUUGGCCCCACAGAAUUCUUAUCAAUGUCUGUUACUCACUCUUAGAAGGAAAUGUAAAGUGUUUCGCUUUUGUACUGAUGGAUAGGAAUUUGAACUAAGGGAGUUUUAGGAUGCUCUUAGAGUCCAUACAACUCUAAUGGAUACCUGCUGGAGCUGUUAAGGCAUGUGGUUGUUGUUCAACAACCUUUGAGGUUAGAAAUAGAUGAGCUUUACAUCAUCUGCCCCCUUAGAUCUCAAGGUCUAAUAGCGGUACCUUUUACCUAACCUGCCUCUCCAGGAUCUCAACCUGGCCAACUGAGAGGUACCUAAUUUAACAUACAUUUCUAGAUUAAUACAUGCAUAUUGCGUAGGACGUACUUAUUUUCUCUUUUAUAAGAGAACUGUCGUCCUGAUGGUUCAUACUCCUCUCACAGUCAUUUCCGGCUGAUUUCUUUAGAAGCCAGGAGAGGAGGUAGCAAUCAAUAGAUUUGAAGUAAGUUGUGAGGCUUCCAGAACAACAUAUAUAUCUGUUCAUUGAAUUAUCAUUACUUUGUUCUGCCAUUAUGAUGUUUGCUGUGGGUGAAUUCAUGUAAAUAAUGACCUCAUCUUAAGGAAUGAUACUACUUUGUCAUUGUUUGAUGCUUAAUGUUUGCUUUAUUACCUUGACAAUCAUUCAAAUCUCAUUUUUUCACAAGCGUUCAUGUACAAGAGAUUAUGGAAGAUAAGACUUAUUUCCUUGUCUUGUAUUGUGUAAUAUAACUUUAUUUGUCACAUAUACAUGUUCAUUCUAAUCAUUCUGUUAUAAUACAUAACAUACUUGAUAAUUGAAUUGUCAUAUUUAAUCAUUUUAUAAAAUGUAUAAAAAAAUUUAAUGUUGAAGCUGAUAAGAACCAAAUACAUCAGAAAAAAACUUAUUAGAUUUUUUUUUUACUAAUUACUUUUUAUAGCCUACUACAGUUGGUUAUUAACCUACUCCAAUUCAAAGUCUUUAAAAAAUAAAAUUUAAUAAAGAACUAUUCAUAUCUAGAUAUCAUUUCACUAAAAUACUGUGUACAUCUGAAUAUGAAAAGUGUGUUAACUUUUUUUCAGUUAGUCUUAUUUCCCAGAACAAAAAUCUGGCCUCCUUGACUGUGUUUUUUAUGAGCUUCAACAUUAAAGACAAAGGUUGUGAAAACCACUGGCUCAUGUAACCAGGCUGUGAACAUGUACAGUACUUUCUGUGGACUUCUUCCUAUUGCUAUUGUGUCACAAGAUAGCUUCUUUCUCUUUGCAUUGUCAUCAACAUUGAAUUUUUUUUUCAUUUUUACCAACCCAUUCAAAAAUGGCUUUUCUUUUCUAAUUUCAUGAUACAUUUUAACUCAAUUUUUUUUAUUAAUUUCUAAUGAGAUCUUGGUGAAGCUUUUUUGUUUUGUUUUGUUUUCCAGACUUACCAAUGUUUCUAUAUGAAGUAGUCCAACAACAAACUUUCACUUCAGAGUUUAUUUCAAUUAAAUUUCUAUUCAUUUUUCUCAGACCUUUUUUAAUGCUUUAAUGUUUUACUUCAUUUACACAAUUUAAAUUCAAAGCAGUUGUAGUUACUAAUCAAUAUAAUUUUUUUUUAAUGGUAGUAGAGAUGUAAAUUUCUUUUUGUUUGCUAUGCACUAUGCAAAGAGCUUGCCUUGUUCAGACAUUUUUGUUUUUCUUAUACUUCAAAACACGUUUUUAAAGAGCACAGUGCAUGCAGAACCCUUCAGCUUAAAUAUACUCACAUAUACAGUCACACAUUGGACUUUAUAUAUAUAUAUAUUUAUAUGACAUUGCUCUUUGUGUAAAUGUGUGUAGUUUCAAUGUCGAUGUCCUGUAGAUUUAAUGUCAGUGGUCCUCAAAAUCAAGGCAUACAUAGAUUUAAAGUUGGCUACUACUAACUGUGUUGUAUCAAUAAUGGGUGGUGAUUAGAUGAUGAAAAGUAUUCUUCUGAAAGUAUUGCUUCCGUUGAACCCUUCAAAAAGAACAAAAAAAAAUUUCUUGCUGUUUUGAAAUUAUGAUUAAGUCCUACGUGUGUUCUUAGGUCAAUCUAGUCAUGCCCUUUAAUUGCUGCACAGCUUUGUUGAGAUCAAAUCCUUCCCUUUGGUUGAGGUCAUAGCACAGUGCAAGCUCACCUCUUAUGGACACUCUACAAAGGUCAGAUGAAUAGGUCACUGUUUGUUCUCCCUUGCAACAUAAAAGCUACUAGCUCCUCUAAUCUUGGGACUCCAUUCUAGUUCAUGGACAUCACCAUCUGUUUUACCUUUCUUUGAAGAUCACUGCCUUGCAAUUUGUUUGAAUUUCCUUAGAUACUGGGGAAAACAUAGGUGUCAUUUCCUUACUGGUAACAGAAUAUUCUAGGUCAAAAAUUGGCAUUCCAUCAACUAAACUAUUUGCCAUGAUGAUAACAAGAAAAGAUUUUUAGAGCAUAGCUUGAACUUGGCUUAAGGCAUAGAAAAUGCGCCAUUAGUGAAAGGUAAAAAAAUGUGUUAAACAUUUUUGGGUUUAUUGCUACUUGUUGUAUUGAUACCAAUCUUGUUUCUUGGUACACUUUCGCGUGUUCGAACACAUCAAACUUUUCAGUUCUUUUGUACAAGUGAUCAUCCACUCUUUCCUCCUGAAGUUUAAUUACUUUCACAUCCCACUGAGCACUAGAUCUACAACUUCUCUGUGUGGAAACAUUGUGUAAUCACAAUGGCUUGUAGGAUGGGUUACUCUCAAAUUCAACAUUUGUGUGCCAGAGUAAAUACAAACAUCUUUCGUUUUCUAAGUAAAAGUACCAAGACAUGCAUUGGUCAAUUUGUAUUGCAGGAUGUGAAUUGCCUCAGUCUGUUACAGAAGGAAAGAAUCAUUCAAAUUCUCUUCACCUAGUUAGAAUUCCCUUAAAAUGACAAGAUUAGAUAACUUCCUAUGUGCAAGUAGUUUGACGACUGAAGUGAUCCCCCUUUGUGGUGUAAAGUGUAAAUAGAUUAAUUUAUUCUGUGUGCUGCUUUGAUGUGCUUUGAUAUUUGACAUAAUGUUGAGAUUUUAUGAACCAUUCUGACUUUUUGUUUUCUUCUAUGUAUCAAGAUGAUACAAAUAUUUCAUUGAUGGUAUAAUAACUGGAAACUAUUUAUCAGAUAACAUCUAAUGACUUCACUGGAUCUAAUCUUAUCAACUAACUGGUCAGCCGCUAUUCACUAAAUUGACAACCAAUUUUUUUAUUUACUGGCUACAAUCUGAUGAUCUAAACCAGUCAUUUUUCCAUCACUGACCAGCAAAUAUUUUCAGUUUGUCAAUUUUGGAAAGAGUAGAAAUAAGUGAUGUGACCUUUGUUUUUUCCUAAUUACAGAAUCUAAUCAGCAUUAUGUUUUAAGACUGACCAGCACAAUUUGUUUAGUUCAGUGCUUUUAGGACAUUUGGUUUCUUUCCACCAGUUUGAUUAUGUGAUCCACUCAGAUAUUUAUGAUCAUUUCUUUGUCUAUUUAUAUUUUAUGUACAAAAAAAAAAAUAAACAAAUAUCAUUUUGUG